UGUUAACAAAAAAUUAUUUUAAAACGCUAGUACUAAUUGAUAGAUGAAAUCGUUGUAAUUUUAAGUAGUAUUACUGAAGUUAAGUGCGCCUUUAAAUCUUGCUAUAAAUUUUAAUUGAAGCAAAAGGUUGUUUUAUUAUUUAAUUAAAAAGUGUAAACAAUGUGGAAAUUAGGAGCAUCCAUUCAAAUUUUAAUCGGAGUUAGUACUGGUGUUGUUCUGGGAUUCACGCUCAAAAUGUUUACAGCACAACCUUGGACGGAACGAAAUAUGAUGUAUUUACUAUUUCCUGGGGAACUUUUUUUAAGAAUUGUCAAUUGUCUUAUAUUACCACUGGUUUUAUCGAGUAUCAUAAGUGCAAGUUCAAAUUUGGAACAAUCCGGAGGGAAAAUUGGCUCAAAAACAUUGCUCUAUUACAUCGUCACCUCCACAGUAGGAAUACUUCUGAGCAUUACUUUAACUUUGUCAAUUCGGCCGGGUGAAUGGGGCUCCGAAAUCGAUUACCUGGGCAACUUUGAUUAUACGGACGAUGACGAAGAGCAAGAAAAUUCGUUCGUCCGGGUCAAUUUUACAACUGCGGAUGCAUUUCUUGAUUUGGCAAGAAAUUUGUUACCAGAAAAUUUAAUUCAAGCGUGCUUAUAUCAAUUUCAAACAGUUUUGAUUGAUCUCAAGAAAAACACAACUGAUCAAAAUGUAUACGAUUUGCCCAUAUCUCACGAAUAUACAUCGGGCACGAAUGUCUUGGGUUUGGUAUUCUUCAGCUUAGUAUUCGGAUUGGCCUUGAGCAAAAUGCCGGCCGAACAAAAGCUACCCUUGCAAAACUUCUUCCAAAGCUUAGCGGCCGCCACAGGCGAAAUCGUCGAUGCCGUCAUCAAAAGCGCACCAAUCGCCGUUGUGUUCCUGAUCUCGAGCAAAUUGUUACGCACCGAAGAAACUCAAACGGAAUUGACGCGGUUGCUCGUGUUCGUGGCGACGGUCCUGCUGGGCCUCGCCAUACAGGCCCUGCUACUUUUGCCGCUGAUUUACUUCAUCUGGAUGGCGCGCUGGCCUUACAAAAUUAUAAAGAACCUUGGCCCGGCCCUCGUUACGGCCUUUGGUACUUCUUCGAGCACUGCGACGGUUCCUACUACAAUAAGAUGCUUGGACAAACUUGGAGUCGAUCCGAAAGUCUCGCGCUUCGUUGCUCCGAUCGGUGCUUCCAUAAACUUGGAUGGCAUAGCUUUAUACGAGACCGUUGGUGCUAUUUUCAUCAUGCAGAUGAGAGGGUUUCAUUUAUCGCUAAUUCAAACUGCAGCCGUCAGUAUUACUUGCACAUUGUCAUGUAUUGGUGCUGCAGGAAUACCUAGUGGUGGUUAUCCAAUGCUAAUUAUGGUAUUAAAUGCUUAUGGAAUACCUGCUGAAGAUGUUGCACUCAUAAUUGCAGUUGAUAGCUUCAUCGAUCGGUUUAGAACUAUGGUAAAUAUUAUAGCUGACAGUCUAGGAUCAGCAAUCAUCAGUCGUUUGAUCAGAAAAGAGAAGAUAGAUGCAGAGCAUGCCUUCCAAGAUUUUGAUGAAAUAAUUUCUUAA
Trichogramma pretiosum is the source of this 1563-nucleotide messenger RNA. RefSeq names its product excitatory amino acid transporter 3-like. The transcript is spliced from 9 exons. The coding region runs from base 160 to 1563 and encodes 467 amino acids. Gene Ontology annotation, molecular function: L-glutamate transmembrane transporter activity; neutral L-amino acid transmembrane transporter activity; glutamate:sodium symporter activity. NCBI's taxonomy places the organism in Eukaryota, Metazoa, Arthropoda, Insecta, Hymenoptera, Trichogrammatidae. Gene Ontology annotation, cellular component: plasma membrane. The record is from RefSeq and is a predicted model, not a curated record. Gene Ontology annotation, biological process: L-glutamate transmembrane transport.